UGGCGUGAGCAGUAUCAUGUACCGUAGCAUCAUGCGUGGUGUGGUUCUUGCUGACGGUCGUCGUCAGUGAACACCUGUCGCAUACCUCACCGCUUGGACCAUUUUUCAUUGCCGCUUGCACACUGUCUCCAUAACUCGCGAUGGCAACACUUCCCCCAGUCUUUUGGCUCCCCACGGAGCUCCUCUCCGAGUGUUUCGCGCCUUGCACGCCAGUGGUCGACCCGCUGGAGCCGUUCGGAUUGGCGGCUCCCUUCUACUCAUGGAUAGCCGUGUCGCAUGUUUGUCGCCAUUGGCGUGCUGUCGCCUUAGCUUCUGCCAAGCUAUGGAAUCGGGUCCUAUUGACACCGCAGCGGGACUGGAUGGCUGAACUCCUACGGCGGUCUGGGGAGACACCGCUGGAGGUUUUCGCUAUCUUGCCGCCUACUUAUAUGGACAUCGAGAAUCGGGCCAAAUGGAUGGCAUCUUUUCGGGUCAUCCUCGAGGAGAUCACUCGAAUCCGUACCUUGGUGAUCCAUAGCAAGCUGAAGCUGGAUCCCGACGUGCUCGACCUGCUGAGUAAGCCCGCAGCUCUUCUCCAGGACUUGCACCUAUACAACUUAAUCCUCGGCGCUCCGGACGCAAACGGGUCGAUAUCAUCACAGGUGCCGGUGUCUACGUUCCAGGGUGGAAUUGCUGCUCCUUUGAAGUCUUUGUCCCUAUGCCGAUGCAAUAUCCAGUUGUCCAGUUUGGACGUGCACGCAUUGACAAAGUUAUCCAUUGUCGGCUUGCCCUGGGGAGUCGCGUCGAUGACGCUUAACAUGCGAACAUUGGUGGAGCUCCUGCGGACGACCCCCCUACUCGAAUCCCUCGUCGUGAACAAUGCUCUGCGCCCUCUAUCGGCUGUUCGUGCCAGUGAUACAUGUCCUGGUCCCCUUGUUGUUCUCCCUCACCUAGGCACAUUCACGCUCUCCGGCUGUAGUGCGGAUGUCAUGGGGCUCCUCGAUCGGCUAGACCUCCCUGCGCUUAAGCGUCUCCACCUCGCCCCGAAAUCGCCUACACCGGCAUCGACGGAUCUGUUGGCAUCAUCGAUUGCAAGGACGAUGCAGGUCUUCGGUCCCCUGUCGAGCAUCCAGUUGUAUGACUUGAAUCAUCACGACUUCGUGCUGAAAGGGUCUGUUGUGCACAUCCCGGAGAGCAAUCAGGCCCUCGCAGGGGCGGUUGACGAGGUCACCUUCAACAUCUCCAGCCGACGCAUCCUGUGCGCUCUCCUCGAGCACCCGGUGUUCAACGGCGUGCGUACCAUGAGGAUCAUGUCCCUCCGCCGGAGGAGGGUCUGGACUACGGUGGUCCAGCAUUGUCGGAACGUCUCCGAGCUUAUGGUAACAGGGAAGAGAGCGAUGAAAUUCCUCCAGCAGAUGCUCAUCAUAUCUCCUGAAGGCACAGGUGCCAGUGAAGGAACUGCAUCGUUUCCCUUCCCACAACUACGUUCGCUAUCGCUGAGAGGGCUCUGCGAGCCACGGCGCACGAGCGACGACGCGCCGCAUACCUUCGUGGACUUCUGGCGUCAGAGGCUCGAGGAGCGUCGCGGGGCUGACGAUCACAACUUCGAAGUCACCCAGCGACAAGUUGCCCACGACAUGACUGAUUUGUUGCGACAACUCGAUACCAGUUGGGUUCCGAAGUGUACAGGCGAUAACGCUUGAUCGCUUUGACCCAUUCCACUGAGCUUGUCUUCAUGCAUACAACCACACCCACUCGAUCGCUGCGCCUCGGGUGACGGCUCCCAUGCCCACGCUGCCAAAACUGUUUGAUUCCAACACGGGCCGGCCAUGGGCGAUUCGACGCACUUCCCGCUCCACCAUACCCUCGACACAUGAUCAUCCUAUAUCCCGCGUCCUAUUCAUCUUGAACGGCUA
Messenger RNA from Rhodofomes roseus, 1895 nucleotides. RefSeq lists its product as uncharacterized. The transcript is spliced from 2 exons. The record is from RefSeq and is a predicted model, not a curated record. NCBI's taxonomy places the organism in Eukaryota, Fungi, Basidiomycota, Agaricomycetes, Polyporales, Fomitopsidaceae. The coding region runs from base 141 to 1682 and encodes 513 amino acids.